Messenger RNA from Erigeron canadensis, 640 nucleotides. RefSeq lists its product as uncharacterized. Lineage: Eukaryota; Viridiplantae; Streptophyta; Magnoliopsida; Asterales; Asteraceae. The transcript has 3 exons. Bases 118 to 471 code for a protein of 117 amino acids. The record is from RefSeq and is a predicted model, not a curated record.
GGUAAUUUGGGUAAAUAACACGAGACUAACAUCCUUUUGCCAAAAACAACAUUUCUGGGGAGAGUGUUUGAAAGGGGGGCGACAGGGGUUUAUCAGAUAUAAUCUAAGGAAAACAUCAUGUUCACCACAGCAGUAAAAUAUCUUGGUACAAAGCCAAAACCAGCAAUGAAGGCAUUAGAGCCUAGGUUUAGGCCGGAGCAGAAUCAAACCAUCACAAGGGCCAUUUUUGAAAUCCUGAAGGAGCAUGGUCCUCUUAGUGUUGCUCAGACAUGGGAACGUGUUCAGCAAGUUGGUGUACCAGAUUUGACAAGCAAAACUCAGAUGAAGACUGUAUUGAGAUGGAUGAAGGAGAGGCAGAAGCUUAAGCAAAUAUGCAACCAUGUUGGUCCCAACAAGCAGUUCCUGUACACAACAUGGUUCACUAAACCACCCACUGUCACCCAGCCAAGAGCCACCAGGGUCAAGUCUUGAUCUAAAAUUUGAACUAUAUAGACUGGAAUAAUCAUGUGCUUAGACUAGCUCUUUGUUACGCUUUUGUCCUUGAAAUAUGACUUGCUUACAUCAUGUCCCAGAUUAGUUUUGGUUAUGCAAAACAAGUUAAAGAUCAGCUUUGCAAUAAUAAACAUGUGUUGUUUUGCCA